AUGAGAUAUAUUAAUCAUUUACCUAGAGUUCCUAUUGAAUGUAAACAUUUAAGAAUUGGUAUUCAAUUGGAUGAUUUAAGUGUAUUUGAACCAAUUGAAAUAGAAGAAGUUAUGAAAUUAAAUUUAAAUGAAUCUAUAUCAUAUGGUGUAAAUGUUGAUAUGUCAUUACCUGAAGUUAAUUAUGUACCUUUAAUUGAAGAACAUGAUAUAAUUCCAAUGGAUGAUAUAUUAUUUGGAAUUGAAAAAAAAACAAUACAACAAAUUCCAUUAACAUCAUCAUUUGAUGAUAAAUUAACAGCAAAAGAACAACUUGAAAUUAUUCAUCAAUCAAUGAAACCAACAACUCAUUCAUCAGUAAUACAAGAAGAAUUUUUAGUACCAACUAAAAUGUGA
This is a messenger RNA of Entamoeba dispar SAW760, 393 nucleotides long. RefSeq lists its product as uncharacterized. The transcript has 3 exons. The coding region runs from base 1 to 393 and encodes 130 amino acids. The record is from RefSeq and is a predicted model, not a curated record. NCBI's taxonomy places the organism in Eukaryota, Evosea, Mastigamoebida, Endamoebidae.